This is a messenger RNA of Thalassophryne amazonica, 1158 nucleotides long. RefSeq names its product Myb/SANT-like DNA-binding domain containing 1 (gene msantd1). The coding region runs from base 1 to 840 and encodes 279 amino acids. The record is from RefSeq and is a predicted model, not a curated record. The transcript has 3 exons. Gene Ontology annotation, cellular component: nuclear body. NCBI's taxonomy places the organism in Eukaryota, Metazoa, Chordata, Actinopteri, Batrachoidiformes, Batrachoididae. Gene Ontology annotation, biological process: positive regulation of DNA-templated transcription.
AUGGCACUCGAGGAUGGUUUCAGCUACCUGAUUCCAGGCCACAGUGAGAAACACAGGCGGGCCCCCAACUGGACCGAUGGCGAAAUGAAAGCCCUCCUGUACGUGUGGGAAGAACACCACAACGAACUGAAAAUGAGCAAGAGGAACGCCAAGGUUUACGAGAAGAUGUCCCAGAGGUUUUUCCACCUCACCGGAGAACAUCGUUUCAAAGAGGAGAUCAAGAUGAAAAUCACCAACAUGUCUUUCCAGUACAGGAAAUUAAAAUCCAGCCUCACGGAAGGUUCAGAGAUACCUGACUGGCCAUACUACACGGCCAUUGAGAAGAUCCUCUCCAAGCCGCUGGAGAACGGGAGGGUGAACUCUGCGGAGUUACAAGCCUCCGCUGCAGGCCCGUCUACAUCGUCCCAGUCAACAGACAACCUGGCAUCCCAGUCAGAGGAAGGCAUGAUGGGAUACCUGCCCGAGUACACAGGCUCCUCAGACGAGAUGGAGAUCAAACAAGAGCUGGAGUCUCUGAGCUCCGACAGCGAACACACGCAGGGCUCCAGUUCCCAUCCUGCUCCACCCAGGAAGAAGCACAUUUUCAAGCACCUGUCCUUGAAGAAGAAGAAGCUGAGGCUCAUGCAGGCCACGUUACAGCAGCAAAGGAGGUCCAGCCGAGCCAUUGAGGAGACGUGCAGGGAGGUGCGUCGAGCUUUGCACCAGCAGAAUGUCCUCCAGGUCCAGUGUCUCCAGCUGCAGGAACGUAUGAUGAACAUUCUCGAGAAGAUGAUCCAGCCUCCCUCCAUCAUGCCAGGAUCCUGGAGUCAGUGCGGGGUCAAAGAUCCAGGGAAGCCGUGAGGUUUGAAUGUGUCCAACCUCACCUGUAGUUCCAAAAACACAGCUGUGCUUUAGGUUUAUCAGUGCAAGAAGUGUGGCAGCAUUUAAUGUCUUUAGGUGGCAGAAAUGACUGCAGAUGGUUUUAUAGUAAGUCUGGUUACCAGAAGAGUUUUCACCUUAAGGAUAGCUGUAUUAUGAUCCUUUAUCUUGAUUAUGGAGUAGCCUCAUGUACAUGUACUGUGAGAACAACAGGCUUGUCAGUUUAUAUUUUGGUGAUAGACGAUGGUUAGGUUUUGAUGCCAAAACAAAAUGUGUAGCAUUAUAAAUUACAUCUUAUCU